Molecule: messenger RNA, 6886 nt
Organism: Ectocarpus sp. CCAP 1310/34
Lineage: Eukaryota; Phaeophyceae; Ectocarpales; Ectocarpaceae
Source: the annotation of a GenBank genome assembly
UUUGGGCUAAUGUCGAAGGGGAUGACCCUCAAUGGUGGUGGUGAUGGUAGGCGGCAAGCCGGGAACAAUCAAACUCGACCCAUGGGAUCGUUCGACCGGCAUGGGAAUCCGCUCAAGCGAGAUGGAGGAAUCUCCCGGGGGCGAGGGAGCGGAGGGAGAGGGAGCGGCCGGCUGACGAGUAUCAUGCUGCCGACAAGCUCAGGAGCUGUGAGGAGAGAUCGCUCUACCGGUGCGGCAACCAAGACCACCACGAAACCCGCAGCCAAUCCCGCGCCGAAAAAAAACUUUUUUGCACCGGAGGAAGGGCAUGCGAAGAAACCUGCGCGAGCCCCGGCGGGCACCAAGAAUAGGCUGCAAUUGGCCGUCACUCCAGGCUCGGCGGCGGCUACCGUUUCCAGAGCAUCGCAGCAGUCGCGAUCUGGAGGCGCUAAGAUCACACCCGGUAGUUCUAUUUCUAAGUCUUCCAAGUGUUCGGGGGCGUCAUCCGCACAGAGGGCUCCUUCCGCCAUUCAACUUGACCGGGAGAAAAGACUACAGCGAAGAGCUGGAGGUGUCACCGAGGAUAGAUGGGGAGGCGUGGGCGAAGACGAAAAGGGUGUAUUCGACGAGCCCUCCAUGCGUCAUUAUUCUCGGCGCAGUGCCCAACCUGCCAACUCAUACGGCAGCAGCAGCAGCAGCAGCAGCAGCAGGAGCACUUUCAGCAACGUGAACGGCGCGCGAGGUAGGAUGGGCCAAUACAACAGCAACAGGAGCGACUUGACAGGAAUGUCGACUCCCGUUCACCUCAAGCAGCCAUCCUCCCCAGUCAGGAGAACAAAGAGACUGCAGGCGAAGCCUGCCGGGGCUCAGAAGACGAUCCCAAAGAAGCCGAGAAAGCCUCCAGGCUCGCCGGAGUUGGUGACGAUCGACGACUCUUCAAGCGGCGAGGAAGAGGAAGAGGACGAGUCAGACGGCGCCAAGGAGGUGGAAGAGGUGCCGGCGAGCGAUGCGAGGAUAGAGAGGGCGGGGGGGGCGCGGAAGAGGCGGAGGGGGGAGGGGGCGGAUAGCGACGACGCGAGCGAUGAGGCGGCAGGCGGCAGUGAUUGGUGUGUUCAGACGGGGGCGAAUCGAUCGAGCGCGGACAAACGAAGGGGCGGAGCGUCGUCGCUGCAGGAGCGGGGAGAGUCGACGAGUCCGAUGUUCGGGUCCGUGCCGGAGAUGGCGGCGGAGGCGGUGAUGAUCGGGAAGUGGAUCGUGAUGGGCGGCUGCUACACGUCCAUCAACAAGGUCGGGAACGUGACUAUCGGCUUGAAAGGGGAUGGGGACACGAAGGACACUACGCUGUGCAUACCAUCAAAGGAGAUAACGUUUUUUGGGUUCUGCGAGGGGGGUGAGGGGACGAAGGCUUUCAUCACGAUCAAGACGAACCCCGAGGGGAGUAUUGCGAAGGACCGCUCCUACUGCCGACGCUACGACCCGGUAGACAAAGGUGCACAGGGGCUGAUCACGGUUUUCUUGCCGCCGGACCAUGAUUUUCUCCAGCACAGGCCGUCCAUCCUUAGUGCGAUGACCAACUUCGAGUCGGGGAAGAAAAGAGAACCGGUGCAAGUGGACAUCGACAUGAAGGGAGAGCUACCUAGGAUCCUAAGGUUAACCCUGGAGAGACAUAGGAGAGAGACCGAGGAGGACAAGGAGGUCGGACGCAGCAUGCGCACCAGGCGAGGGUUGAGAACGCUCCGUUCCGGCGGCGGCGGCAACGACGAAUUCGGCAAGGUGCUCUUCCACUACCCCCCGGAGGUGUCGGCGAGCGAUAGGGUCGCCAUCAACAGCCUGGACGAGGCCCGCACCCAGGAGGGAGAGUUCUUGAACGACAACCUCGUCGACCUGUACCUCAAGCACAUGCACCGAGAAGGGUUUCGAGAGUGGGCCAACGGUGUUGGCGGUGACGGCGAGGGUAGUGGCGGUGGUAGUGGCGAUGGUGUCGCCGGACGCGGGGACGAGGCUCGUGGCGGCGGUGCGGAUUACGACGAAGGGGCCGACACUGGCGACGUCGCCGCUACCGCCCCUUGUGGUAGCGAUGCCUCUGCUCGUGCGAGUAUAUCGAAGGCGAAGGGCGGGUCCAUGGACGACGGCAAGGUGCACGUCUUUACCUCGCACUUCUUCACGAAGCUCACGGAGAGCGAGAUCUACGACUUCGAUGCGGCGUACAGUAAAGUACAGCACUGGACCCGUAGCGUGGAUCUGUUCAAGAAGAAGUUCGUGCUGGUGCCGGUCGUGGAGGAUUUGCACUGGAGCCUUGCGUGCCUCUGCAACCUGGACAAGCUCGAGGUUGACAAGGAAGCAGCCGACUACCAGAGCGACGAGGCCCAGCCGUGCAUGCUCUUCCUCGACUCUCUCGACAUGCACUACGCCUCUAGGAUCUACGACUAUCUCCGUCGGUACCUGCAGGCGAAGUGGAAGGAGACCGGGCGAGGCGAGAUGUUGUUCGACCAGCACGUGUUUCCCCUCGUGCGCCCGCGAGUGCCCACGCAGAUCAACGGCUGCGACUGCGGGGUGUACGUGCUUCGCUACGCAAAGGAGAUCUGCCAGCAGUGGCCGGUGGUAACGGUGGCGGAAGUCAAGAACCGACUCAGCGCGCACUUCAGGCCCGAGCUGUUCAGCCCCUCGGACAUCACUGAAGAGCGCCGUAUGCUGAGGGAGCUGCUGGAAAACUGCAAAGUCCGCUACGAGCGGGAGAAGGAUCUGCACAAGUCCAAGAAGGGGAAGAAGGGCAGGGGCAACAAGACCCAUUUCAGCGCAGGUGCUAGUACGAGCAGCAGCACUCCAGAGGUGAAGAAGUCCGCCACCGCCACCGCCACCGCCACCGCCGCCGCCGCCGCACCCGCCGAACCCGCCGCCGAACCCGCCGCCGAACCCGCCGCCGCCGCUACCGCCGCCGCCCCCGCCGCCCCCGCCGCCCCCGCCAGUGACACGGAGAGCUUGGGCGGGGCGAGCGAUAGCAGCAGCGACUCGUCGUCGUCUUCUGACUCAUCGUCGUCUUCCGAAUCGUCGUCGUCGUCGUCGGAAGAUUCUGACGAGGAUACGGAUACGGACACGGACAUCGACGACGGGACCGGCGGCGACGGCGGCGACGGCGAAGAGGCGGAAGGCGGAGAGACGGAAGGCGCGGGGAAGAGCAUCGAGGAGGCGGAGGAGGACGAUGAUGACGACGAGGAGGAGGACGAGGAGGAGGAGGAGGAGGAGGAGGAGGGGGAGGAGGAAGAGGAGGGUGACGACGAAACGGGGGGGAGGAGAGCGGAGAUCGGCGCCGCGAUGAACGGCCUGCGGCAAGUGGUUGGCACGGCGGCGAGGCUAACGCUGGACGACGUAGAAAACGGGGUCGUAGCGGCCGAGGGAAGCGAAGCCGACAACGGCGGUGGCAGCGGCGCUGGAAGCGGGGAACAGCGACCUGAAGAAGCCAAGCCGGGCGAUCCUGCUACCGUGGCCUUAGCCACGAACGAGCGAGGCGGCGAGUUUUACUCCACCGGAGGCGUUUGGGGCGAGAGUCUUUCGCCGUUGGCGUCCCGGCGGGGGUGCCAGGGGUAUGGGGAGAAAGAGGAUGCUGGGGAUAUUCCGAAUGAAGCGCGAACGGUGGGGUUGGAGGGGACAGCCAGGGAGGGCAACAAGGGUGGCGAGGAUUCCGCCGACACCGAGGCGAGGCAAGCGAAGGAAGUCCUUAAACCGGUGCGAAGAAAACGGGGGAGGGGGGGGGCGGCGGCGACGACGGCGGUGGUAGGUACGGCGUCCGGUGCUCACGGGGAAGAGUCCUCGACGGAACAAGCAUCCCGAGAACGGGCGGGGCAGGGCGACGAGGCUUCAUCCUGGGGGCCCGCAGGAUCACGGUGCGUAAAGCCGGCCGUGGCCGAAGGCGACAGCAGCAACCGCGAGCGAGAACAGCGUCACGCGGCAAAACUGACCCCCUUGCGACAGCGGGGAAGGAACGGGGAGCCUCCGUGGGCACAGCCGGCCCGAAAGGGCCCAGGGUUACCCCCUGAGGCGGCGACUUGCCUAUCGGCCACCGACGACUGCAGGCCGAUCGAGGACAAUUCCGCCGCAUCCCCAGGGCGAACAGGGGGGGUUAGGGGCUUGAGACCCAGAGAGGACGCAGUCGAUGCGGCAGUGCCGCUACAGGUACCGGGUUCUCCGAACAAGACGGAGGGGGCCGUCAAGAACCGGCUGCGCAUCGGCGGCGGCGCCAUCGACAGUCUCGCGGCGAGUAGCGCCGUGCCUGCCGCUGGUGUGUCCGGAGACGAGGAGACGGGUGCGAAUGCCUCCGGCGAGGCCCUGUCCUUCGAGAGCAGCAGCGCGGAGAGUGACGACGAUGAUGGGGAUCGACACGGCGGUGGCGGCGGCGGCGGCGGCGGCAGCGGGGUGGUAGUGGACGAGCAGUUCGGCCUGACGUUGAGCGAGCGCAACAAAUUGCGAGAACCGCGCAAAGCAGCCGCCGCCGCCGCCGCCGCCACCGCGGCCGCAGCAGCAGCAGCAGCAACAGCAGCACCAGGAGUGCAGCGAAGAGGCGGUAUCGGAGGGGACAGGGGGCGCGUGCAGCAGGACGCUCAGUCCCUCGACAAACAGGGGGUCAACGGCCGAAACGGACGGCUUCACGGGGAUUCGUCUCCGUCCCCUCGGAAACGGGGAAAGUCUGCCGGUGCUCGGGCGAUCGAUUUGGUGAGCCCGGCCGCGGCGGCGUCCGCAUGCGAGGGACUUGCCGGCGGCGGUGGAGACGAAGGUAUGGAGGUGGUGGAGAUGGAGUCUGGAGGGCCCCCCGCCACCGCAGACAACGGCAGGGGCAAGGGCGAGGAGAAGAGCGAACGGGGGCGCGGCGACGGGGGCCGCAGCAAGAGGAACAGCCGGGCAGGCCCGGGACAGGUGUCGAAGAAACGCGGCGGCGGCGGCGGUAGGAAGGCGACGAGGACAGUCGUUGCGCCACUCAGCGACAGCGAGGGGAGCGGGGAACGCAAUGUUGGCGAAACCUCCGAGAGCGAGGGGUUUUGACGUUGGGAUGGAUAGGAUUGAGUUUCCCGGGUGGGAGGGACCUGUUGUUGUCUUUUUUGUUCCUGGGCAGGGUUUGAGCGCUGGAACUGCUAGAGAAGGUGCAGGUGGUGUCUUGGUUGUGUCAGAGGUUCGCUCGGAAGUUGGUUCCGUCUGACCGAACGCGGUACGUCUUGUAGAGAGUGUUGUGACGAUGGAGGUUGGAAUGAGUUCAAGCCGUGGGGGCCAGCAUGAGCAGAAGAGCACCGGCGGUGACGGUUGUAACAAGAGAACCCAGCACCACCCCCGCACCCCCCGUCUGUUUUUUCGUUGUCGUUGUGGCUAGACCACAUGGGCGUAGAUUUUCAUUUUGUGAGGGAGGAGAGGCGGGUCUCCUGCGCGCGCCUAUGAAGCGUGCAAGAUCGUGCGUGCGAUGUGCUGUCAGCGGUAUUAGCGGUAGUGGUGGCGGUGGUAAUGGUGGUGAUCGCCGUUUUUUUUGUAGCGCACAUGUCAGUAGGCGCGGCGGCCUUGGGAUGUCCUCCGCCGAUGUCGGCUGUGGACCUCGUCGGAGAAGCGAUCGGGCAUGGGACAUCCCCGCGGCUUGGAAGCGCGGGGUUGUGCGCAUGCUUGCGCGCCGCCCGUGUGUGCGCGCGUACUAGUGGGUGCACGGUUGUCGGCUUGGCAGCGUUUCUCGGCGCGGAGUGUUGGCGUGCGUUCGUGUGUCUCCCUUGCGUUCGGCAUCCACCGCGUUUGUCGGCCGGCCGAUAAAAAUACGCCAGACUAGACAGCCGGACAGCAAAUGUGUUCUUGGAGAGUUUUUUUGAUACAGAGAGAAGAGAAGAUAUGGGAAGGGAAGCGCAGCUGGCGAAGGAUACCGCCUGUUGUUAAAUGUGCUUCCCCGCCACGCCACACAAGAUACGAAGCGAGCGAUUCCCCUCUUGUCGUUGUCUGAGGGUAGCAUGAUGUGCGAGGUCGCAGAAUUCUUGCUUCCAUGAUUAUUCUGUCUGUGUUUCCUUGGUUUUCGAUCGGUACCCAGUCACCCCACUGUCGGAGGGCAUGGUGUUCAUUGGCUUGGUUUUCCAGUAUUUGCCCAGUUUGUUUUUUUACCACCUCGUUUGCGAGAUGUUUGGUUGUAGGGGCGAUUUCUCCGCCGUUCAAGAUCCAAAUUUCAGGAAACACCAAGGACAGCGCAUUGCCCGCUCUUUUAUGUUUUGAGUUCUUGGUAGUGGUGUCUGCGCGGCGCUCUAGCUGUUAUUCCCCCCCCUCCCGACGAUGUUUUAUGUGAAUGUUAUUUUUGUGAAUUUGUCUCAUUCAUUUGACGUUGAGUUCGUUUUUGUUUGCAGAUUUUCUGGCGGUUUCCCGCGUUGGUGACGGUAACUGCUUGUGUCGUUUGACGGUAUCGGCUUGGCUUCCUUUGUCGGCUCUUACAGCUGUACUGGUUAUUGUAGGUGUUUCUUGCGGGUGGGAAGCGUGGCUGCUGAGGCUUGCGGGUGGAAAAGGGAGACUGGCGUUGAACGUGUACGUGACUAGGUGUCACAUUACGAUUUGGUUUAGUGUUCCAUAUUUUUCGCGCUUGGAGCGCGGGGGUGGAUGGAAAGAAAGUACAAAUUUAUUAUCUUCAGCGACACGAUAGACUUCCUGUUUGAUCAAGGUGUAUCAUGCGUUAGUGUGUGAAACGAGUGCCGGGUGUAGAUUCACUGGUGAGCCACGCUACCCUGUGCUCUGCCCGCAACCGUGGUGCUUGCUUCCGCCGAGACAAUUUAUUGCUCACGAGCGAGGCCGCGAGUAAGGCCGAGUGAAAAAUGAGAGACAAUGCACCCGCGCCGAGGUGUAUAUAUUUCCGCAUGCGAAUGUCGCCUCUGGGAUGAGCUUGGGAUUCUGCUUCGUUCACUGAAGU